AUGACCUCUGGACUUCAUCCAUGGCCCUUUCUGGUGCUGCUCCUCCUUCUCCCUGGCUCUGAGGAGACCUGCCCUUCUGUGUGCCUCUGUAUAGCUGACACAGUGAGCUGUGGAUCCACUGGUCUGACCAAACUACCUCUCUCUUUGCCCUCCUCCGCCAUCAUGCUGGACCUCAGCUACAACCACCUGUCCAGGCUAGAACCUGGUCUCUUCGACAGGAUGCCCCGGCUGGAAACCCUGCGGGUAGCUCACAAUCACCUCACAACCUUGAGUCAAGGUGUCUUUCACAAUGCCUCCAGCCUCAGACACCUCGACCUGUCCUCCAACAAGCUACAAGUGGUGGAACAGCAUUACUUUCAGGGACUGUGGAGGCUGGAGGAACUUCUCCUCUUCAACAACAGGAUCAUACAGGUGGUGGGGGGCUCGCUGAAUGGCUUGAGCAGCUUAAAAAAGGCCUACUUCAGCCUCAACCAGAUCACAGACUUCCCAUUUUUCUCCAUCCAAGAUCACACCCAUCCCUUUCUUACCAUGCUGGACCUCUCAUCCAAUCGUAUGACCACCUUGCCAUGGGAGGAUGUGAAGGCUCUGCCAGGGUUGGUGCAGCGAGGACUGUUUCUACACAACAACUCCCUGAUCUGUGAUUGUUCCAUGUACAGCAUGUUCUGGCACUGGAAAAUGAGGGACUAUGACUCAUUGAAGGAUUUUAUGGAUGAGCACACCUGCUCGAUCUUUGGUGACUCCCGCGUUACCAUCCAGUUCCUCCAGCACAACCGUUUUUUCCAAAACUGCACUGUGGUAAAACCAGCCGCGCUGCCUGUGACUGUCCUCCUAUCCAGCGUAGUGGUCUCUGAGGGAGAAAGUGUGCAUCUAGACUGUCAAACCUCUCUCAGCGGGACAGAUCUUUCAUUUAUGUGGCACUCACCCAGCCUGGGGUACAUCACCCUGACCAGCAUUAAUGAGAGUCUAAUUACCCUCUUUUCUAAUGGCACCUUAGAGAUCUCUGCAGCCAAGGUCAAUGACUCAGGCCUGUAUGUGUGCACGGCAGUGGAUUUUAAGCAGAUGCUGAAUGCCACCCGGGAGGUGAAUGUAACUGUGGUCCAGCCCGUGGCAGACUCAUUCAACACCGGCUACACAACAUUGCUGGGCUGUGCCGUGACAUUGGUCCUGAUCCUCAUGUACCUCUACCUGACUCCAUGUCAGUGUGGCUGCUGUAAACAGCCCAAACCUCCAGUCAUCCCUGUCUCCACCUACGAUCCAAGCACUUUUUCUUCCAUUUUCUCCCCCACUGUCGGCAACAGAGACCGGCCAAAGAUUCAAAGCAACAAGCAAGUAGCGUUCAUGGAGCCAGUGAGAGGAGCAGAAUGGAUGCCUGAAAGCUGACACGGAUCAGUUCUCUUUGCAAUGGGGAUGGGAGACCCCUGAGUUAACUGAAACUCCCUAUUCAGGAACUUGCAGCAAAACAUAAAAGAGCCCUUAUCAGCCACAAAAAUCAGU
Molecule: messenger RNA, 1494 nt
Organism: Lampris incognitus (smalleye Pacific opah)
Lineage: Eukaryota; Metazoa; Chordata; Actinopteri; Lampriformes; Lampridae
Product: amphoterin-induced protein 3-like
Biological process (GO): brain development
Molecular function (GO): protein binding
Source: RefSeq, a predicted model, not a curated record